AUCUAUUGUUGAAUUUAUUUAAGUCGGCUUAUUUUCCAAUUUACUUCAGUGGUGACUCUUGAUGGAAAAACCAAAUAGCAGUCUCAAACUAGUGAACUUCCUGCAAUAGCUGCUUUCUUGUGGUGUUUGUACCAGCAGAGGUUUUCCUUGGGAAUAUGGUGGCUAAAGUUAGCUUUGGAUGUUACUUCAGCUGAGAUAACAGGAUCAAGAAUCAAUUAGUCAUCCACAAGCUGUAGGUAUUGAAAAUACCUCAGAAAUGGCAAGGCAGCAAGGUUCCAAGAAGAACAAGAUGAAGGAUGAAAGCAACAAAACAGUACCCUAUUUCAAACUUUUUUCAUUUGCAGACUCUUCAGAUUAUCUACUGAUGUUUGUCGGGAUAGUAAGCGCUGUUGGAAAUGGAAUAACUAAGGCUUCAACGAAUAUAGUUAUGGGAGAAGCAAUUGAUGCUUUUACACAACAUGGCAACACUAAACAUUUAGUUCAUGAAGUUUCCAAGGUGUCUCUGAAGUUUGCAGUAAUAGGUGUAGCUUCCUUUAUGACAGCUUUUCUACAGUUGGCUUGUUGGGUGUCCACCGGGGAGAGGCAGGCAGCGAGAAUACGAGGCUUAUACCUCAAAGCAAUUUUGAGGCAAGAUAUUAGCUUCUUCGACAAGGAAACCAACACUGCUGAGGUUGUUGGAAGGAUAUCAGGUGACACAUUUCUUAUUCAAGAAGCCAUGGGAGACAAGGUAGGAAAAUUCAUACAGUGUGUGGCAUGCUUUUUAGGAGGUAUAGUCAUAGCAUUCAUCAAGGGUUGGCUUCUAACCCUUGUCCUUCUAUCUUGUGUUCCACCUCUUGUUUUCUCCGGUUCCAUAAUGAGCUUCGCGUUCGCAAAGUUGGCAUCCAGCGGACAAGCAGCUUAUUCUGAAGCAGCAAUCGUAGUAGAUCGCACAAUUGGUUCAAUUCGAACUGUUGCAUCAUUUACGGGCGAGAAUCAAGCCAUAAUUCAAUACAGUCAAUCCUUAACCGAUGCUUACAGGACUGCAGUGCAAGACGGAAUGGCUGCUGGUUUAGGCCUUGGUUCAAUCCGUUUAUUUAUCAACAGUAGCUUUGCAUUGGCUGUAUGGUUCGGAGGGAAGAUGGUACUAGAGAAAGGCUAUACAGGAGGUGAAGUCAUGAGUAUAUUUUACGCCCUAUUUUUUGGCUCCAUGUAAGCUAGUUUCUCUUGGCAGGAAAACUUGAUAUGCUUUUCAAUGUUAAUAUUAUUUUUCAGGUCGUUGGGGCAGGCUUUUACAAGUUUAACUGCAUUCACUGCAGGACAGGCUGCCGCCUUUGAAAUAUUUGAAACAAUAGAUAGGCAGCCAAAAAUUGAUGCUUAUGAUACUGCAGGUCGACAGGUAGAUGAUAUUUCUGGAGAUAUAGAACUUAGGGAGGUUUGCUUUUGUUAUCCUUCAAGGCCAGAUGAAUUGAUACUCAAUGGAUGUUCCAUUUCAAUAUCAAGUGGCACUACUGCAGCUUUGGUUGGGAAAAGUGGCAGUGGGAAAUCAACAGUUAUUAGUCUGAUUGAGAGAUUUUAUGAUCCACAAGCCGGAGAAGUUCUCAUUGACGGCAUCAACCUCAGAGAAUUUCAAUUGAAAUGGAUCAGACAGAAAAUAGGCCUUGUCAGCCAGGAACCAGUCCUUUUUACUGGUAGCAUCAAAGAAAAUAUUGCUUAUGGUAAGGAAGGGGCAACAGAUGAAGAAAUCAGAGCUGCAAUUGAACUUGCUAAUGCAGCCAAAUUCAUAGAUAGAUUUCCGCAUGGACAUGAUAUGAUUGUCGGUGAGCAUGGUACACAGCUCUCUGGGGGUCAAAAGCAAAGAAUUGCCAUAGCACGGGCAAUUCUAAAAGAUCCAAGAAUUCUACUCCUUGAUGAAGCUACAAGUGCCCUCGAUGCUGAGUCUGAGAGAGUGGUCCAAGAGACACUGGACAAAAUUAUGAUAAACCGAACAACUGUCAUUGUAGCACAUCGCCUAAACACAAUAAGGAAUGCCGAUACAAUUGCUGUUAUUCAUCAAGGAAGAGUAGUAGAAAAUGGUGUCCAUGCUGACCUCAUUAAAGAUCCUGAUGGAGCUUACAGCCAACUCAUUAGAUUGCAAGAAAUUAACAGGCACUCAGAUGUUACAAAUGACUCGGGAAAGCUAAAAAGCAGCAGUCGUCACUCAUGCAGAAUAUCAAAUGAUAUGCCUACUACACUUAAUCUCUUGAAAACAUCAGAAGGAGAACCUGAAGUUCUUACUCCAGCAGUACCGCAUUCCUCUCCAAAAGUCUCGUUCCUUCAACUUGCUUAUCUUAACAAGCCUGAAAUUGCAGUGAUAGUCCUCGGGACUCUAGCAGCCACAGUAACUGGGGCCAUACUUCCUCUUGUGGGGUUUCUUACCUCCUGCAUGAUAAAUACUUUCUCUGAGCCAGCAAAUGAACUUCGUAAAGACUCAAAGUUUUGGGCUGCAGUAUUUAUAGCCCUUGGAGCCGCUGGCUUCAUAUUUCAUCCACUAAGGUCCUACUUUUUUGCUGUAGCUGGUUCGAAGUUGAUAAAAAGGAUCCGGCUAAUGUGUUUUGAGAAAAUUAUUCACAUGGAAGUAGCCUGGUUUGACAAAGCUGAGCAUUCAAGUGGAGUACUGGGAGCAAGGCUGUCAAUUGAUGUGGCUUCUAUUCGAACUUUUGUUGGGGAUGCACUAAGUUUGAUGGUUCAAGAUAUUGCUACAGUAGUUAUAGCCUUGGCAAUUGCCUUUGAGGCAAACUGGCAGCUUUCUCUCAUCAUUCUUGUUUUGCUACCACUAUUAUUAGUAAACGGACAAGUGCAAAUGGGGUCCAUGCAAGGAUCUGUCACUGAUGCAAAGAAACUCUACGAAGAAGCAAGUCAAGUAGCAAAUGAUGCAGUAGGGAAUAUCAGAACAGUAGCUUCUUUCUGUGCAGAAGAAAAGAUGAUGGAGUUAUACCAGAAGAAAUGUUCAGGGACCAUCCAGACAGGUAUAAGGCAAGGUUUAGUCAGCGGAACAAGUUUUGGGAUAUCACUCUUCUUGGUGUUCUCAGUUAAUGCAGGCAGCUUUUAUGCUGCAGCCCGACUUGUCGAGAGCGGCAAAACAUCAAUCUCAGAUGUUUUCCGAGUAUUUUUCACUCUCACAUUGGCAGCAAUAGCAAUGACACAAUCUGGCUUCAUGGCCCCAGGUGCAAGUAAAGCAAAAAGUGCUGUUGCUUCUAUAUAUGCUAUUCUUGAGCAGAAAUCAAAUAUAGACCCCAGUGAUGAGUCUGGAAUGAUGUUGCAAGAAGUGAGAGGAGAGAUUGAGUUCCACCACGUCACUUUCAAGUAUCCAACCAGGCCUGAUGUGCUUGUAUUCAGAGAUCUUUCCUUGACUAUUAACGCAGGAGAGACAAUUGCUCUAGCUGGAGAAAGUGGAAGUGGAAAGUCAACAGUAAUAUCAUUAUUGCAAAGAUUUUAUGACCCAGAUUCAGGCCAGAUAACACUAGAUGGAACGGAAAUAAAAAAUCUACAACUCAAAUGGUUUAGGAAGCAGAUGGGCCUGGUGAGCCAGGAACCUAUACUGUUUAAUGACACCAUCCGAGCCAAUAUUGCAUAUGGAAAAGGUGGUGAUGCAACAGAAGCUGAAAUUAUAGCAGCAGCAGAACUGGCCAACGCGCACAAAUUCAUUAGCAGUUUGCAACAGGGUUACGAUACAGUAGUAGGGGAGAGAGGGAUUCAACUAUCGGGAGGACAGAAGCAACGGGUGGCAAUUGCAAGAGCCAUAGUGAAGAGUCCAAAAAUAUUACUGCUAGAUGAAGCCACUAGCGCACUAGAUGCUGAGUCUGAAAGAGUUGUUCAGGAUGCACUUGACCGAGUGAGGGUGGACAAAACAACAAUUGUGGUGGCUCACAGGUUAUCCACCAUAAAGGAUGCAGAUUCAAUUGCAGUGGUUGAACAUGGAGUCAUUGCAGAGCAAGGAAAGCAUGACACUUUGAUUAACAAGGGUGGUAUCUAUGCUUCGUUAGUAGGCUUGCACACAACUCAUGCUUCAUCUUAGAUCCAUUAUAACUAUCAGUACCUAUUAUCUAAUGGUUUUUCACACCGUGUUUGGAAACUCCUUGAGAAUGGAGGAAUCACAUUUAAUACAAACAUCCGUGAAACCAAACACGCUAUCAUUCUAUGUUAAAGGAUCCUUUCUCUAUGUUCUACAUUCUAUGUAAUGUAAUUUUCAGAAAACUUGAACAC
This is a messenger RNA of Vigna umbellata (rice bean), 4221 nucleotides long. The record is from RefSeq and is a predicted model, not a curated record. NCBI's taxonomy places the organism in Eukaryota, Viridiplantae, Streptophyta, Magnoliopsida, Fabales, Fabaceae.